Pyricularia grisea is the source of this 354-nucleotide messenger RNA. RefSeq lists its product as uncharacterized. Lineage: Eukaryota; Fungi; Ascomycota; Sordariomycetes; Magnaporthales; Pyriculariaceae. The record is from RefSeq and is a predicted model, not a curated record. Bases 1 to 354 code for a protein of 117 amino acids. The transcript is spliced from 2 exons.
AUGCACACCUCCUCCUUUUUUUCUCUAGUGGUUUCCAUUACGGGCGUUCUCGGCGACAACAUUACGUUUGGCACAGGUUCAACAGGUGGGCGGUGCUGCGAUCACGGUGUUUCGGAUCCCUCCGAAACAUGCAAAAAAAAGGGUUUAAACUCUUAUGGUUGCACCGAUUGGAGCUACUCGGCCAAGGAUGGAGGUGAUUUCCUCUACUUUCCCAAGGGUGGCUGUGAUGUGGACACGGUUAAAAACUGGCCUGUUGGACGCGACGUUCUUGACUUCAUCCCUGGUAGCGUUGUAACGCAUUUGAAAGAGAAAACCUCUGACCUUGAGGUCGGAUUUAUUGGAUGUGCGAAUUAA